UCAGACUUUUCAUAAGUGUAAUUUAAUUGUUCGUAUAAAUGUUUUAUGUUACGUUGGCCAAAAUAUAUUGAAGAGAAAUAACAUGGCAAGAAAAUAUCCAUCAGAACGCCUGGAGGACGUAUUCCAGGAAGAGAUCGUCCAAGCUUUUCCUAAAAUCGUCAACUUUAAAAGAUUCGCUCGAUCCAGCGCCGGGCUGUGUUUAGACCAACAGGAGAUUGCUGACAUUGUCGAAGACCAUGGAGAAUCGGUUGAAGAGCAAAAAAUGCAAAUGCUGAUGAAGUGGAAGCAAAAUGAAGGUUCCUCGGCAACGGUUCCAAAGAUUCGAGCUCUUCUUCGUGGAUACAGAAACAUAGAUUCUAAUGAAGAUUUUGUCGGCGGAGUGUUCAGAGCAUUCCGUGAUCAGCCAUUGUGUGGAAGAAGACAUGUUUAUCGUGGAGAGCAGGUGAGCAAGGUAAUCGGCCCCAGACCUGUGGCGAUCAAAUUCCUCGAUUUCAACGAGCGUAACCUGCAGGAGGCCAAAGUUCUUCUUAAGCUGGCUUUUCAUCCGAAUGUUGUUUCCAUCAUCCAUUCCGACGUGUAUCACGAGGAUUCGUUCACACAAAAAAUGUUCAUUGUUAUGGAACUUUGUCACGAGAAAAAUCUCACUGAUUUUCUACAAAAUCGAGAAAAAAAGCGCGUCCCAUUCGACGACAACCUGGCCAUAUCGUUUGCGCAGCAGUUGCUUCUUGGUUUGAAGUUUAUUCAUCAAAACGACGUCAUCCAUCGCGAUCUAAAGCCUGACAACAUCUUGCUGUCGCUUGAUAAAAAGUCGCUUAAAAUAUCUGAUUUCGGGCUGUCGAAAGAGCUUCGCAAAGGUCGUUCAUACACUGUCCAAAGUAUCAUGCGUGCUGGUACUGACGGAUACAGAGCUCCGGAAACCUAUAACGACGACGUGAUUUCCAAAAAAUCCGACAUCUAUUCGAUGGGUCUCGUGAUAUACGCGGUAUGGAGUAAUGGAAAACAUCCAUUCGGUGAAGAUCCAGAUGCAUGGAACUUGUAUAUCAAGAAAAACCAAAAUCGUGACCUCGACCAUCUACUCCUCAGCGACCGAAUCAGAGCGAUAAAUUUUCUCGACAAGAUGUUGCAAUUUGAGCUGAAAAAACGCCCAACGGCUGACAAACUUCUGGCUAAUGAAUUGUUUCGAAGAUCAGCGAAAGGAGCAACAAAAGUCUUCAACGCAAACAAUGACAAUGUAAUUAUCUUGUCUUCCUGGGACGAAGUCAGCUUUUACAAACCAGCAACAAAGGAAUGGCAUGAAUGGAAGGUAAGAUAA
Styela clava is the source of this 1312-nucleotide messenger RNA. NCBI's taxonomy places the organism in Eukaryota, Metazoa, Chordata, Ascidiacea, Stolidobranchia, Styelidae. The record is from RefSeq and is a predicted model, not a curated record.